This is a messenger RNA of Ceratotherium simum simum (southern white rhinoceros), 1210 nucleotides long. The record is from RefSeq and is a predicted model, not a curated record. Lineage: Eukaryota; Metazoa; Chordata; Mammalia; Perissodactyla; Rhinocerotidae.
AUGCUCACAGUGAUUACUACAAGACCCUAGGUAAUACGGGACGAGAAUAUUCAUUAGGGGUUCGUGAAAUGAGCGGGGGGGGGGGGGGUCGCUUUCUUUGCGCAUUUACACGUUUUAAAUUCACACCCAGAAUUCAGCCUCUAGGGCGAGGUGGGGCGUGAGACAAAUGACUUUUGGGAUCUGAUGGGAUGUCCCCCUCUUUCUGUCUCCCCCCACCCCCUCCCCACUGACCGCUGUCCGUCUGUCCUCUGCCUCCUCCAUCCAGGUGAGCGCCCCUUUGCCUGCGACUGGCCGGGCUGCGACAAGAAGUUCGCGCGCUCCGACGAGCUGGCCCGCCACCACCGGACGCACACUGGCGAGAAGCGCUUCCCCUGCCCGCUCUGCUCCAAGCGCUUCACCCGCAGCGACCACCUGACCAAACACGCGCGCCGCCACCCCGGCUUCCGCCCGGAACUGCUCCGGCGCCCGGGCGCCCGCAGCUCCUCGCCCAGCGACUCUCUGCCCUGCAGCCUGGCGGGCAGCCCAGCGCCCAGCCCCGCGCCCAGCCCGGCCCCCGCCGGCCUGUAGGGCCCCGGUCCAGCCCGCCCUGAGCGCGCCUCCGCUGGGCCCGGGCUUGGAACACCAGCAACACGCCUGCUCUCUAGGGCCUGGGGCCGGGCUGGGAGCCAUGGCCAGCCCGGCCCCUUCCAGCGUUCCCCCGAGGGCCCCGAAGAUGCCCCUGUCUCCCUCCAGAAACCAAGGAGGGGGCCUGAGACUGGACUUGGGUCAGCCGGGCCUCGGAGGGGUGGCUGGAGCCCGCAUCUGUAAAUAGCCAUGAUCGAUAACUCUUCCCAUCUGUUAAACAGAGACCCCAGGCGGGUGGCUGGCGGGCGCUCCCCUUCCCCCUUCCCCACCUCCCUGCUUUGGGGGGAUGGGUAUGGGUCUUGGGAAGGGGACACAACAGGCGCCCCUUAACCAGCGCUCAGACUCGGCCCCCAGGCCCCUCCCUCCAGGUUGGGAUGAAGCGUGCAAAUAGCCAUAGAUGAACCAGGGGUUGUCGAGGCCCCUGCCUGUCCCCACCCCCAACCCCGCGGGGGCCCCUCACCCCACCGAAAGCCAUUGGAGACGUUCAGGGAAAUGGGGUGCGGCCCGGCCGCCCCCUCUCGGGUACUCAAUCUCAGGUGUCCACAGGUUCUGCCCCACUGCCCCCGGGAGGGGCCGCCCAGCUCCC